Molecule: messenger RNA, 3139 nt
Organism: Amphimedon queenslandica
Lineage: Eukaryota; Metazoa; Porifera; Demospongiae; Haplosclerida; Niphatidae
Exons: 9
Coding region: 2254-3051 (265 amino acids)
Source: RefSeq, a predicted model, not a curated record
GGGCGCCGGGCGUACUCCAUAAAAAACUGGGGACCUCCCUUACCUGUCCUGUCUGUCUUCUCUUUCUUUCAAAGAUGGUUGAUUUCUUCCGUUCAGCAAUGAGUUACCUCAGUGGUGAGGGAGACGUAGGAGGAGGCAGUGGCGGUGGAAACGCUUUCGUUGGACAAACCGUUGACAUUGGAGAUGGAAUGAAACUUGAAAGUCAAAAAAGUUAUAGCUAAAGGUGGCUAUGGGUUUGUAUUUGUUGCUCAAGAUACAAGCACUGGAAUUGACUACGCACUAAAGAGGCAGAUAGUAGCUUCGGAAAACAUUAAAGCAAUCAAGCAAGAAAUAACAUUUUUAACUCAAUUGUCUGGUCAUCCUCAUAUAAUUAAUUUCAUUGGUGCCGCUAGUUCUAAGGAUCCAGCUGGAGGGAGUGCAGAGUUCCUUAUUGUCACUGAACUUAUUACCGGUGGUGAGCUUGUCGAUAUUGUUAACACUCGGUCUUUAAGUCCUCGUCAAGUCCUGAGGGUUUUUUAUGAAACCUGUCAAGCAAUAGCCCACAUGCACUCUCAGACCCCGCCCAUCAUACACAGGGAUAUUAAAGUUGAGAAUUUAUUGCUCACAGACAAGGGGUGAUGAUGACAUCAUUAAUUGACUUUUAAUAAUUAAUUAAAGUAGGACUUAAACUGCAAUGGAGCCCAAGGGGUCUGUUAAAUUGUACGAUUUUGGUAGUGCCACGACCCAGUGACUGACUCCUGACCACUCCUGGUCUGCUACACAAAGAGGACUCAGAGAAGAUGAGGUAAGAGAGAGGUACCAGAUUACCAGAGGUACCAGCUCAUCUUCCUCUUCCUCUAGACUCUCCUUAGACUGUCCCUCCACUCCAUUAGUCCAUGGGAGGAACAUCAACAAGGAGAGAGGAGAGAGAAGCGAGAGUAUGGAAUACAUUUUAAAAAAUAUUUUGUCCUGAAAAUAAAUGGGUGGAGUAUUGAGAUGGGCGGGCCUAAUAGUUAAUUAAUUAAUCAAUUAAGGCUCAUGCAUGCAUUGCAUCUAUUUAAAAAAGGGCUCCUCAAAUUCUCAUAUUUAAACUCAUCACUAUAAAUUGCUGGCCAUGAUGACAUUGACAUUCUUUGAUAAUUCAAAAGAUCACACCAGUUAAAGUUUUAUUGUAGUACUUACCAUCAUAUAUAUGAUGCACAGACUGUAAUACACACAGGUCUGUGUAUUAUAUCUAUGUUACCAUGUACUACUGUACUGUGAGUAUUUCUUACAAUUGUUAAAAUCCCAGUUUCCAUUUGAUAUGGACCAUGUGCCUGCUUAAAAUACAAAACUCUUUGCAACAUAAAUAAAUACAUUCUAAGCUUUCAUAUUCCUAGUACAACAAAAGAAAGUGAUAACCAUAUUAGUAUAGCAACUGUGAGUAAGUCCUACUAUGGUCAGGCCUACCUGGCAGGGCUCAAGUUACUCACAGCUACUAUAAGCUUACUAAUUUAGCUAUCAUCAGUCCUAUAAUCUCAGUGACCUGGCCCAUUUAUCAAUAUGCAAAUACCACUCUAUACAUUAGGUGAGGCUUAAGAUUAUUAUCUCAGCCUUUGAUGCCCUAGUUUCACACACUAUAUACAUAACCAAUGGGUUUACCCUGCAGUGGCAGUGCAUCCAUAUUGGAAACCCACAUAGCAAUGUACAUAUGUGCCAUUCCAGGAGCUGUUUAUGGCUGAAUAAAUAUAUUAAUAAAUAAUCAACCUCAAUAUGCAUACUAGUGAUAGUACAGUAUCACUAGUAUUAAUGUAUAACUAUACAGCAGUGUAAUGUACAUAAAAUUAUUAUCUACUACUACUGUCAAUUAUCGAUACUCCCUCAGUAGCUAAAAACAACCCGCCACAGAUACUCCCUCUUGAUGAAUUUGUAUGGUAACAGUAGGACUAUGUCUGCUACACCCAUUACUGCUAUAUGCUACAGCUUUACAACAUUGUUGCAGCAAUUGAGAAAAAGCCUUGAUUUAAAAACAGUCGUAAUGAAUGGUCAGAAUUCACAAUUAUAUAAAAACCAGCCUUUAUAUUUACAUUUGAUAUUAGCAUGAACUAAACAGGUAAAACAUAUGGCAGAUUUUAGUAGAUACUAUGAUGGAGUCAGGAGACUAUGCUGCUGCAGAUGCUAGAAAAGUAGCUGAAAGCCUUUUACAAUUAAAUAAUACAUGUGAAUAGUGAUUAAAGUGAUAGUGAUUAGGAGUUCAUUAGACUAAACAGGAAAUGCCAACUGAUUCCUGGGCUAAUGCCAAUCCCAGUUCCUGAUUUGUCAUCAUUUGACCUCAGCUCUUCUUGUGUUCUUCUAUUCUUUAUUAGUUGCAAUAUGGCUACUUCACAAAGUGAAACUCCAGCUGACAUCUUUCAGGAGAAGUAUGGUGACAUUUUUCCAUUGAUUGGAAAAGAACCAAACUUCACUAAUGUUACUGGUAAUCUCUUUUCAAAAAAGCUGAUUACUCCAGGAGAGAUUGCUGGAAUAAAAACACAAUCUAAUACUGAUGAUAAUAAGAGAGGAGAUGCCCUAGCUAUGUGUCUUUUUGAAAAAAUAGAUGUAGAUGAUAAUGACAAGUCUGCCCAAUGUUUACAGAAGAUAUGUGAUGUGUUUGAAAGCAAAAAAGUGAAUAAUGAAGAACUAAAGGAACUUGGAGCAGGAAUGAGAAAAAAGUUAUUAAGCACAACUGCUACAUCACAAGUACCAACUGAUGCUAUCUCUUCUGCUCCACCACAACCCAGUGAACCCACAACUACAAGGACAAAUCCGAAUGAACUAAAUGUAGGUGAUGUCAAGAAAGUGUUGAAAAUUUUAAAAGAAGCAAUGUUUGGUCCUGCAAAUUGGAGGGACUUAGGACUAUCACUAGGUCUCAUUGUGACAACACUUAAUACCAUUGGUAGAACAAAUGGUGAUGCCAAUGAUUAUCUGGAAAAAACUAUUCAAAAAUGGUUGGAGAAAGAGGAUCAAGUUAAAGGAACAACAUGGCAGAUUUUAAAAGAAGCAGUCAAGGAUACUGGAGACAAAGCAGCUGCUGAAAGGAUACCAUUACGUUAAAUUGACUAUUAGUGUCUGUUUUUAUUAUUAAAGUUUUUGCUGCUUACAUCUCAACAACUGUUUAGUCUUUAUCAGAAAAAGAAUGUAU